AUGUAUAUAAAUAGUAUAUUAGAUGUUAUAGAUAAUAGUGGUAUAUUAAAAUUUAAAUAUAUUAAUUCUUUAAAUAAAUAUAUGAAUUUAAAAUAUGGAGAUAUACUUAUAGGUGUAGUUUAUAAAUUGUAUAGUAAUAAUUUAUAUAAAAAAUCUGAUAAAUGUAAAGGUAUUUUGGUUCAAUGGAAAAAUUUUUUAAAUUUAAAAUUAUAUUAUUCAAUUAAAUUUAAUAAAAAUGCAGUUAUAAUUUUAAAUAAUAAUUUAAAUUCUGUAGGUACUAAAAGUAAUAAUUAUGUAUUAAAAUAUAUUAAAUAUAGAACGGAUAUAAAUUUAAAAAAAUUAAAAUUAAAAUAUAUUUAA
Molecule: messenger RNA, 360 nt
Organism: Plasmodium malariae
Lineage: Eukaryota; Apicomplexa; Aconoidasida; Haemosporida; Plasmodiidae
Source: the annotation of a RefSeq genome assembly